Molecule: messenger RNA, 1611 nt
Organism: Trichomonas vaginalis G3
Lineage: Eukaryota; Parabasalia; Trichomonadida; Trichomonadidae
Product: tetratricopeptide repeat domain domain-containing protein
Exons: 1
Coding region: 1-1611 (536 amino acids)
Molecular function (GO): protein binding
Source: RefSeq, a predicted model, not a curated record
AUGGAAGAAUUAAUAGCAAAGAAGGAAAGUGCUAAUUCAUUAAUGAACUCUGGUGAUUAUGAUAAUGCCAUUAAUGAAUUCACAAAUAUUAUUAAUCUUAUUACACCAAAAAAUGAAGAUGAAGCAAUUAUCAAAUCAUUAUGCUUACUUAAUCGAUCAAUUUGUCAUAUUCAUAAAGAAAAUCUAGAUGAUGCAUUAGGUGAUGCUAAAUUAGUUAUAGAAACAUCAAAAAUUGUUCGCCCAAAUUUAGAUUUUACUCCAGAAGACAAAUUUUCAGGAAUUCUUGCAUUGGCAGAACUUAGAAUCGGUCAGAUAUACGAAUCAAAGCAAGAAACGCUUCUUGCAAUGAAAUCUUACACAAAUUCCAUUCAUUACAAUCCAAAAGCAGGAGCUCAAGAUUGUCUUUUCAGAGUAUAUGGCGAUCUUGGACUUCCUAUGCUUGAUAUCCAAGAUCCUGACCUCAAAUUUUUUUCAGAUUUAAUUUUAGAAAUUCCAAACGAAAAAGGCGUUGUAGAAUCGAUUUCCCGUAUCCUUACAUUCUUUGAGCAAUCAGAAAUACCCGAAUCCGUGCUCGACAAAUUCGCAGAUGAAGGCGUUUACUUGAUAAUUUUCGUUGUUAUGCAACUAUACAUUGAAGACCCAAUAAUUGUCACUUCUUUGCUUAUCAUGGCCCGUAACCUUGCAGAGAAGGGAAUACUCGAUGUUUUCGAUGGCUCCCCUGUUGUUAGGAAUGCCAUUGAUCAUUGGAAACAGAAUCCAGACGUAAUCGGAAGUGCCAUCAAAUUUUUGUCACUUUCUGUCACUUCAUCUAUCAGUGAUGAUGACUUUGUUGAGCCAAUGAUUGAUGCAUUAGACAUAGAGAUUACUCGUGAUGAAGCAGACAUGGCUUUUAUGCUUUUGUUUAACUUAGUUCACUCUGAAGAAACAGAUUUAUUCAAAGGAAAGAAUAUUGUUGAAAAAAUCUUCAAAUGGAAGACAAAUUCUUCGAUUUUGCUGCUUAGUAAAGUAGUUCAUACUAAGGAGAUAUGUGAAGAAGCUUAUAACAAAGGUUCUCUGAUAAUAGCAAAGAAUAUUCUCCAAAAUGUUGAUGAUGAAUUCUUAAUUGCUGCAAGUUUACAAAUUAUCUCAAAUAUUUCUACAUUAAAUGAAGAAAAAUUCAAUGAUGACAUUCCAAACAUCAUUGAUAUUAUAAUGAAAGUUGUUACGAAGAACUCAAAGAACGUGACAAUUGCAACAAAUUGUUUUUCGUGUUUAAGUUUUUUGCUUCCGAAAUCUGUUGAAAAAAUCAAAGAAGUUAGAGCUGUAAGAGCUGCUUCUUUGAUUUUCUUGGUCAACCAGAAAGAAGAGAGUGUUGUAAGAUCUGUUAUUUCUUUCUUUUUCGUGGCAGCAAAGAACGGAUUGGCCAAUUCUAUAACAGAAAUUCCAAAUCUUGUUUCAUCUCUUCUGAAUUCAUUGCCAAUGUACGUGGAGAAUCAGGAAAUCAUGGAAAAGGCAAUUUGCAUUGCUGCUGUAACAAACCAUCCUAAAGCUAAAGCAUUGAUAUGUUUUGGCCUUGAUAAAUUCCCAGAGUCUGUGAUUCUCAAAUCUCUUGUUGCAAAUAUUUCUGAAUAA